GAAAGCAUGAGCGGGGCCAUUGACCACGAAUUCGACUUCGUCACGAUCUCCAAUGGCCGAGCCCUUGACCAAGUGAAAUCAUGGCGAAAUCAGAACGACACUGGGGCGUUGAUGGUGGAGGAGGAGGAGGAGGAGGAGGAGAAGAAAGAGGCGGUUCCGCCUCAGCCACUCAACAGAGGCCGCACUUGCCUCAAAGCCCUUUGCGGAGACACGUUCGAAGCAGUUUUUGGAACCAUCCGUCGAAUGGUGUGGGUGAUGGCCGUCAUCAUUUGUUGCUUCUUCAUGAUCUCUCAGAUGUCUGAAUGCUUGGACAAGCUGUCCAAUCCUCCAAUUUCGACCCAAACCCGGAUCAUCAUGCGAGAGGAAAUGGACUACCCGGCGUUGACCAUGUGCUACAAGAACUCGGACAAUCAAGGCUAUGAUCCACUCAUGUUUAAGCACUACAACAUCACGCGCUACUGGCUUAUGAAUGAUCAAACACAAGAGUCCGCGUGGCGAAACUUCCCUUGGGGCCAGAUUCCCUUGAGCGAGGUGUGGGAAAACAUCACGUAUCCUGUGGUCGAGACCACGGAGGGUGUUCAGUAUCAAGGACAUCGGGAUCACAUCAAGUCUUACGUGAUCAGUCUCAACAACGUCGGAGGAUUGGACUACAGCUACUCAUUCUAUCACGACCAUGGUCGCUGCUACACGAUACGGCCUCCCAAGAAUGUGGACAAGCCUUUACCGGGCGAGAAAUAUGGCUACAAAUUGUACUUCUUCCUUCAGCGAGCCAGCAAUGACAGUAAAUUAUUCGACGGGGAAUGGCAAGUCCACGUUCACGACGCGGAUGAAUGGUGGUCAGAGAAUUCCCUCCUUUCGUACAGUCACCAAGAGACUCUCUACGUCAAAACGGGUUACCGGGUGUUCAUCCGGGUGUCAGAAAGUGUCUUCAACAGUCUGAAUCGGCCUCAAGAGCGAUGUGAUGACAUCGGAGGGACCAGCUACAAUGAGUGCAUUGAAACUUGUCGAUGGCGACACAUUGUGAGUCAGGACAGCAUCCGGUGCAAAAUGCCUUUCAUGGACGUGGUAGGCUGGCCCGAAUGUCAAACCCAGGACCAGGCCUUCACGGCCAUCGAACAAUAUCGAAACUACCGCGACAAGAAUGCCCGAGAACACUGCAAGAACUCUUGCCUCAAACAUUGCCGCAUCCGCAUUCAUUCCGCCCAAAUCACCAAAGAGAUGGAGAGCCGACCUGAUCAGAGCUCGAUCCACAUCUACUACUCCUCAGGCAUGAUUCAGGAUUUGCACGAAGAGUGGGGCUACGACAUGACCUUAUUCAUCGCAGACUUUGGCGGAUCUUUGGGAUUCCUUCUGGGUGUCUCCAUAUUGAGUGUGUUGGAAAUCGUCGAGGGACUAAUCAUGGCCGCCUACAAAAUGUGUCAAGAUUGGAAAGAGACGAAAGAGCGACAAGCCUCCAGAGACGGCAAAGUCAAAGAGACGUAUAGGACCACAGACGAAGCUGAGCUCUCCACCGACGACAUGAUUACCGUUCACUUGUAGUUGGUGGUUGAAAGCAGUAAGAGGCCUUUUACAUUACUCAUUUUUGUCAUGUAUUCAUCAUUGCCUGGUGGUGUCAUCGAAGCAUUCAUGUGAUGAACAAUACACGCUAUUCGGCGCUCA
Molecule: messenger RNA, 1659 nt
Organism: Tigriopus californicus
Lineage: Eukaryota; Metazoa; Arthropoda; Copepoda; Harpacticoida; Harpacticidae
Product: acid-sensing ion channel 4-A-like
Exons: 6
Coding region: 7-1539 (510 amino acids)
Biological process (GO): sodium ion transmembrane transport
Cellular component (GO): membrane
Molecular function (GO): ligand-gated sodium channel activity
Source: RefSeq, a predicted model, not a curated record